AGGAGAGGGGCUGUGGCUGAUGCUGCUGCUAGCCUGUAUCCAAGGGGCCAGACAGACAGAGAAGGAGACAGACAGCCUGAAAAUUGGGACCACACAGGCACCACCAUCAUCAUCUCAACACUGAUCUGGAGGAGGGAGCAGCAUUGUGAGGAUCUGAGCUAAUCUCUGGUGAGGAACACAGACACAUUGAAAACAUGACCCUAGCAGCGUACAAAGAGAAGUUGAAAGAGCUCCCCCUGGUGUCUCUGUUCUGCUCCUGCAUCAACCCUCAGACCAUCGACUGUAAGCCCAUAUACAAAGCAGAAGAUGCGGUGGAUCUGGGCUGGUGUGUGAUAAAGGACGUAGAGGUGAUAGAGUUGAACAAGCGUGCGUCGGGCCAGGCCUUCGAAGUCAUCCUGAAGCCCCCGUCGUUCGAUGGCGUCCCAGAGUUCAACGUUACCAUGCCCCAACGCAGGGAACUCUCCAUGGAGGAGAUCCAGAAUAAACUAGAGGCUGCAGAGGAGAGGAGGAAGUGCCAGGAGGCUGAGCUGCUGAAGCACCUGGCAGAGAAGAGAGAGCACGAGAGAGAGGUGAUCCAGAAGGCCUUUGAGGAGAACAACAACUUCAUCAAGAACUCCAAGGAGAAGCUGGAGCAGAAGAUGGAGGCCAACAAGGAGAACAGAGAGGCUCUGCUGGCGGCCAUGUUGGAACGGCUGCAGGAGAAGGACAAACAUGCAGAAGAGGUGAGGAAAAAGGUACUAGCUUUGGCAGAUGUGGUGGAUCUGGGCUGGUGUGUGAUAAAGGACGUGGAGGUGAUAGAGUUGAACAAGCGUGCGUCGGGCCAGGCCUUCGAGGUCAUCCUGAAGCCCCCGUCGUUCGAUGGCGUCCCAGCGUUCAACGCUACCAUGCCCCAACGCAGGGAACUCUCCAUGGAGGACAUCCAGAAUAAACUAGAGGCUGCAGAGGAGAGGAGGAAGUGCCAGGAGGCUGAGCUGCUGAAGCACCUGGCAGAGAAGAGAGAGCACGAGAGAGAGGUUAUCCAGAAGGCCUUUGAGGACAACAACAACUUCAUCAAGAACGUCAAGGAGAAGCUGGAGCACAAAAUGGAGGCCAACAAGAAGAACAGAGAGGCUCUGCUGGCGGCCAUGUUGGAACGACUGCAGGAGAAGGAAGAACACGCAUUAGAGGUGAGGAAGAAAAAAGAACUGAAGGAGGAGGCCUGCCAUUAGACGAGCGGAAAGAUAGAGGGAGAGAGAACGGAGGAGUGGUUUUGUGUCAUAAAAAAAAACAAGAGAUCAAGACAAUGAGGGGAAAAAAAGAAAAACCAAAAGCUGCCCCAUCAGAGCGAUGAAGACAGGAGUUGAUGUACAGUACCAGUCAAACGUUUGGACACAACUACUCAUUCAAGUUUUUAAAAAGUUAAAAUAAACAACUAUUUUCUACAUUGUAGAAUAAUAGUGAAGACAUCAAAACUAUGAAAUAACACAUAUGGAAUCAUGUAGUAACCAAAACAGUGUUAAACAAAUCAAAACAUAUUUUAGAUUUUAAAUUCUUCAAAGUAGCCACCCUUUGCCUUGAUGACAGCGUUGCACGCUCUUGGCAUUCUCUCAACCAGCUUCACCCGGAAUGCUUUUCCAACAGCCUUGAAGGAGUUCCCAUAUAUGCUGAGCACUUGUUGGCUGCUUUUCCUUCACUCUGCAGUCCAACUCAUCCCAAACCAUCUCAAUUGGGUUGAUGUCGGGUGAUUGUGGAGGCCAGGUCAUCUGAUGGAGCAUUCCAUUACUCUUUGGUCAAAUAGCCAUAACAUAGCCUGGAGGUGUGUUGGGUCAUUGUCCUGUUGAAAAACAAAUGAUUGUCCCUGUAAGCGCAAACCAGAUGGGAUGGCGUAUUUCUGCAGAAUACUGUGGUAGCCAUGCAGGUUAAGUGUGCCUUGAAUUCAAAAUUAUUCACAGUGUCAUCAGCAAAGCACCCCCACACCAUCACACCUCCAUGCUUCAUGGUGGGAACCACACAUGCGGAGAUCAUCCAUUCAUCUACUCUGCAUCUCAUCUCUGUUUUUUGGCCCAACCAAGUCUCUUCUUAUUAUUGGUGUCCUUUAGUAGGGGUUUCUUUGGGCUGCAAUCUGAGGUGCAGUUAGCUCUAACGAACUUAUCCUCUGCAGCAAAAGUAACUCUGGGUCUUCCUUUCCUGUUGCGGUCCUCAUGAGAGACAGUUUCAUCAUAGAGCUUGAUGGUUUUUGCGACUGCACUGGAAAUGCAUUCCAGGUGACUACAUCAUGAAGCUGGUUGAGAGAAUGUCAAGACAGUGCAAAGUUGUCAUCAAGGCAAAGGGUGGCUACUUUGAAGAAUCUCAAUUAUAAAAUAUAUUUUGAUUUGUUUAACGCUUUUUUUGGUUCCUACAUGAUUCCAAAUGUGUUAUUUCAUAGUGUUGAUGUCUUCACUAUUAUUCUACAAUGUAGAAAGAAGUUUAAAUUUUUUUAAAAAAACACUUGAAUGAGUAGGUGUUCUAAAACUUUUGACUGGUACUGUAUGCGUCAACGAUUUGGAACAAGCGCACAAACUAAACCGUUUUUACUUGGGGGAUUUGACUACAUACAACAAAAACAUUGCGAUGAAAUACAAGAGAAAAUAAGAAGCGAAUGCAGUGCUUGUCUGGCUGGCAGAUCAAGGUGCGCACGAAUGAGGAAGUGGUCUGGUAGUGUGAGGGGGGUGAUGUAAAUGAUUAUGUUAGAAUGGGUAUGGUGCCUUAGUCAACCGCAGAACCGUUACUGUAAAUCAAGUUACGCAGGCUACAACGCAACACCCUUAUAGAGCCCACUUUCCCAUAGUUUACACGCCUCACAUCUACGCUCAUACACAAUCUCUCUGUAUCUCACAUGCAAGCUUUUACACAUUAGAGCUAUUUAUACCGUGAAACAUUUUCCCUAUAGCUUUAACAGAAUGCUGUGAACAGUUUAUGCACGUGUUCCAUUCUACGUGUUCUAUUUUGGAAUUUACCAGGAAACACUAUAAAUGAUGAAUGAUUUGUGAAUGACAGAUAAAAGAUUGAGUUGUGUCAUUGGAAAAAGCUCUCAAGUAAACUUGACCAACUUGAGUUAGUGAUAGUAAAUUGACUUCAUCCACAUAGCUACAGACUUAAGAGUACAAAAUGGACUCUGUUUUAAUGGACAUAUGAUCAUCACUCUCUUUUUUUAACCAUGACUCAAUAAAAAAAAUACUCCGAUACAAAAGAACAUGGAGCAGAACACACCUUGGAUGUUAGGGAGGGUGAGGACCUGGUUCCGAUUGGUUCAUUGAUUGAUUGACAGGAUGGUAAACUGCGCUGUCAGACCAGACCAUCCAAUGGGUACGCUUUGCUUUGGCAUGUCACUGUACUUACUUGUUAACUGUGAUUGUCUGUUGUUUUUUUGAUGAUAGAAGAAGAGAGAGAACGAAAGAAUGAGAGAAGAGAUUGAUGUUAGCUGGAGCCACUCUGGGUACAUCCUAAAUGAGAGGAAAAGAUUGGGGUUGAUGUUAGCUGAAGCCACUCUGGGGACAUCCUAAAUAAGAGGAAAAGAUUGGGGUUGAUGUUAGCUGAAGCCACUCUGGGGACAUCCUAAAUGAGAGGAAAAGAUUGGGGUUGAUGUUAGCUGAAGCCACUCUGGGUACAUUCUCAAUGUCUCCUUAUUCCCUAAAUAGGCUUCAUUUACACAGGCAGCCCAAUUCUAAUAUUUUUUUCUCUCACUUAUUUGUCUUUUGACUAAUCACAUCAGAUCUUUUCACAUCAGAUCUAUUUCAGAUCUGAUUGGUCAAACGCAGCCAGGAACAGGGUAUAGGGAAUAGGGAAUAGGGAAUAGGGUAUAGGGAAUAGGGAAUAGAGUGCUAUUUAGGACGCAAGUCUCUGUCUUCAUUGUGGCGUUGUGUGAAAUGUUUGUUGGGGGAAUGUGGGGGUUUUAACUUGCGAUGUGUGUAUUUGUUAUGUUCUUCUCUUUGGCAGUAAACGCUUCUCUUGACUGAA
Messenger RNA from Oncorhynchus kisutch (coho salmon), 3975 nucleotides. Its product is annotated as stathmin-4-like. Lineage: Eukaryota; Metazoa; Chordata; Actinopteri; Salmoniformes; Salmonidae. Gene Ontology annotation, biological process: regulation of microtubule polymerization or depolymerization; microtubule depolymerization; neuron projection development. The coding region runs from base 195 to 1208 and encodes 337 amino acids. Gene Ontology annotation, cellular component: neuron projection; cytoplasm. The transcript has 8 exons. Gene Ontology annotation, molecular function: tubulin binding. The record is from RefSeq and is a predicted model, not a curated record.